UCCAGGCUCCAGUUUGUUGUCAGAAAGCUUUGGAGAGUCGUUGAGUUUUGGGGGCUGGUUUCUGGGGUCCAGGGGUCGCCCGAGGUCUGCUGCUGCAGCCAUGGCGGCCUCCACCGCGGCUGGGAAGCAGAGGAUUCCCAAAGUGGCCAAGGUGAAAAACAAAGCCCCGGCUGAGGUACAGAUAACUGCAGAACAACUCUUAAGAGAAGCUAAAGAAAGAGAACUUGAGCUUCUCCCACCUCCACCUCAACAGAAGAUCACAGAUGAAGAAGAGUUAAAUGAUUAUAAACUAAGGAAAAGGAAGACUUUUGAAGAUAACAUAAGAAAAAACAGGACUGUAAUUAGUAACUGGAUAAAAUACGCACAAUGGGAAGAGAGUCUAAAGGAGAUUCAAAGGGCUCGAUCCAUAUACGAACGUGCCUUAGAUGUGGACUAUCGAAAUAUUACACUCUGGCUGAAAUAUGCAGAAAUGGAAAUGAAGAAUCGCCAGGUCAACCAUGCCCGAAACAUCUGGGACAGGGCUAUAACAACCCUGCCUCGAGUCAACCAGUUCUGGUACAAGUACACAUACAUGGAGGAGAUGUUGGGAAACAUUGCUGGCGCCCGGCAGGUCUUUGAGCGCUGGAUGGAAUGGCAGCCUGAGGAGCAGGCCUGGCACUCCUACAUCAACUUUGAGCUGCGAUACAAAGAGGUGGAUCGGGCCCGCACCAUUUAUGAACGAUUUGUUCUUGUGCACCCCGAUGUGAAGAACUGGAUCAAGUAUGCCCGCUUUGAAGAAAAGCAUGGUUAUUUUGCCCAUGCACGAAAAGUGUAUGAGAGAGCUGUCGAAUUCUUUGGAGACGAACAUAUGGAUGAACACCUUUAUGUUGCCUUUGCCAAAUUUGAAGAAAAUCAGAAAGAAUUUGAAAGGGUACGAGUGAUCUACAAGUAUGCCCUGGACAGAAUUUCAAAACAAGAAGCCCAAGAACUCUUUAAAAAUUAUACCAUCUUUGAGAAGAAGUUUGGUGAUAGGCGGGGCAUUGAAGACAUCAUCGUGAGCAAACGGAGAUUCCAGUAUGAAGAGGAAGUGAAGGCUAAUCCACACAAUUAUGAUGCAUGGUUUGAUUACUUGCGCUUGGUGGAAAGUGAUGCAGAAGCAGAAACUGUGCGAGAAGUCUAUGAAAGAGCCAUUGCCAACGUCCCACCCAUUCAGGAGAAGCGGCACUGGAAGCGCUACAUCUAUCUUUGGGUCAACUAUGCACUCUAUGAAGAACUGGAGGCAAAGGAUCCUGAGAGGACAAGACAGGUGUAUCAAGCCUCUUUGGAACUAAUUCCUCAUAAAAAGUUCACAUUUGCCAAAAUGUGGUUACUAUAUGCACAAUUUGAAAUAAGACAGAAAAAUUUACCAUUUGCCAGAAGAGCUUUGGGAACUUCCAUAGGGAAAUGUCCAAAGAACAAGUUAUUUAAAGGUUACAUAGAAUUGGAGCUACAGCUUCGAGAAUUUGACAGAUGCCGGAAGCUUUAUGAAAAGUUCCUGGAAUUUGGACCUGAAAAUUGUACCUCUUGGAUUAAAUUUGCAGAAUUAGAGACAAUCCUUGGUGAUAUUGACAGAGCCCGCGCAAUCUAUGAGUUAGCCAUCAGUCAGCCACGCUUAGACAUGCCGGAGGUGCUUUGGAAAUCAUAUAUUGAUUUUGAAAUUGAGCAGGAAGAAACUGAAAGAACACGAAAUCUUUACCGACGAUUGCUUCAACGGACACAACAUGUCAAGGUAUGGAUCAGUUUUGCUCAGUUUGAGUUGUCUUCAGGGAAAGAAGGAAGUUUGGCGAAAUGCAGACAAAUUUAUGAAGAGGCUAACAAAACCAUGCGAAACUGUGAAGAAAAGGAAGAGAGACUUAUGCUGCUAGAAUCUUGGAGAAGCUUUGAAGAUGAAUUUGGAACAGUAUCAGAUAAGGAGAGAGUGGACAAACUCAUGCCAGAGAAAGUCAAGAAGAGAAGAAAGGUCCAGGCUGAUGAUGGGUCUGAUGCAGGCUGGGAAGAAUACUAUGAUUACAUCUUUCCGGAAGAUGCUGCCAACCAACCCAACCUCAAGCUCCUGGCCAUGGCCAAACUUUGGAAGAAACAGCAACAGGAAAAAGAGGCUGCUGAGCAAGACCCAGAUAAGGACAUCGACGAGAGUGAAUCUUGAUCUUCUUGUUCACAUUGAUAAAUAUUUUUAUUAUUUUUAUAAAUUAAUAGUUUGGAACUCUUGUGACUCCUGUAAGUUUUUAUAUAUUUCACCAGUAAUGAAUUGAUUGGAAUCUUUUUGAAUUAUUUUUAAAAUGCUCUUGGGUUAGUUAAGGAUGGGGGAUUGCAAGUAAAGGAAUUUUUUUAACUGCUGGA
Messenger RNA from Diceros bicornis minor, 2358 nucleotides. RefSeq names its product crooked neck pre-mRNA splicing factor 1 (gene CRNKL1). Gene Ontology annotation, cellular component: Prp19 complex; precatalytic spliceosome; post-mRNA release spliceosomal complex. The coding region runs from base 101 to 2164 and encodes 687 amino acids. The transcript has 14 exons. The record is from RefSeq and is a predicted model, not a curated record. NCBI's taxonomy places the organism in Eukaryota, Metazoa, Chordata, Mammalia, Perissodactyla, Rhinocerotidae. Gene Ontology annotation, biological process: spliceosomal complex assembly; mRNA splicing, via spliceosome. Gene Ontology annotation, molecular function: protein binding.